Messenger RNA from Phytophthora nicotianae INRA-310, 1018 nucleotides. RefSeq names its product ATP-dependent protease subunit HslV, variant. The transcript is spliced from 3 exons. The record is from RefSeq and is a predicted model, not a curated record. Gene Ontology annotation, cellular component: HslUV protease complex; proteasome core complex. Lineage: Eukaryota; Oomycota; Peronosporomycetes; Peronosporales; Peronosporaceae. Gene Ontology annotation, molecular function: threonine-type endopeptidase activity. Bases 235 to 801 code for a protein of 188 amino acids.
GAUUGUCAAAAGGCUGCCGCUCAUUCGCCUAUUGACACGAGGAGAGGAAGAUGUUGGCUCGCUCGCUGUUCCGCGCUGCCUCAAGCGCGCGUAAGUCGCUAUCGCUGACUGCUGCUUCCGCUAACUUCGGUGCCACUCAAGUUGCGCGCUUCUCCGACGCCCCAACGAUGCACGGUACGACGAUCCUGUGCGUCCGUAAGAACGGCAAAGUGGUGCGUCGUACAAACUGCUAAAAUGGCAGUAUCAGGGAUGUUAAUUCACGCUGUUCUGUGGCUUAAUCCUGAACAGUGCUUGAUCGGAGACGGUCAGGUGUCGCUGGGCCACACUGUGGUUAAGCCCAACGCCAAGAAAGUGCGUCGCAUCGGCGAACACAUCGUGGCAGGUUUUGCCGGCUCUACGGCCGAUGCGUUUACGCUCAUGGAGCGUCUGGAGGCCAAGCUGGACGAGUACCCGGGCCAACUCACCCGCUCGUGCGUGGAGCUGGCCAAGGACUGGCGGACGGACAAGUAUCUUCGUCGUCUCGAGGCUAUUCUGAUCGUAUCGGACAUCAACCAGUCAUACACGCUCACGGGCAACGGAGACGUGCUGGAGCCCCAUGAUGGCAUUAUCGGCAUCGGCUCGGGAGGCACCUACGCACUUGCUGCUGCUCGCGCCUUGAUCGACCAGGACCUGGACGCUGAGACGAUUGCUCGCAAGUCUAUGAAGAUUGCCGCUGACAUCUGUGUCUACACGAACGGAAACGUUGUCGUGGAGAUGCUGGAGGAGGGCAAGGACAACAAGGAGGAGAACAAAGAGGAAUAAGCGGUCUAGACCAUAGUGUAUUGGAGUUGCUGCAAAGCACUACAGAUAUCACAAUUCUGCAGGAAUGCUUGAAAUCAAUACGUAAAUGUCCGCUAUUCAAAUGUUUGCGGUUAAAUUUAUCGACAAGGAACAGACGGAUGCAAGAUAUGAAUAUGAUAAAUCAUAGUCUGGCAAUGAGAACACUAACAGUUGUGGCACUAACUGCAUCAACACCACC